UUAUGUCCAUCGCCCUGCUCGGUAACUUUGUGGUAGGUGUCCCAGCAAACAUGUGGAUGUUUUGGCUGAUUUGUCAUGGAACCAAAGAGCUGCUGGCUUCAGACACCUACCUCCUAAGCCUGGCCUUCUGUGAGAUUCUCUACUGCCUGGGACUGCCAGCCCAGCUGUAUUGUAUGUACGGAUUUGAACGUGCCGUAGAUGGUCUUCCAUUCCUGUUGAUCGUGCAGAUGUAUCUGGUGUGGACCGGCCGGCCUGUUUUCCAGAGCUGCAUCUGUGUGGAGCGUUACAUUGCAGUGGUCCACCCAUUGACCUUCAUCAGGCUAAAGCCCCUGAAGUACGCAGUGACACAGUGUGCCCUUGCCUGGUGUGUUGUCUUCUUGGUGUUUUUCCUUAUGUUACAAAGAGCAUCAGUGAUUGGAUUGUUGUGGUUUGUCCCCACAUUCUGCAUCUUUCUUUACUGCUACUUCGCAGUAUUGUUUUCUCUGAGGCGGCCCGGUCCAGGAGAGAGGCAGGCGGAGGAGAGGGGAAGAGGAGACAAGAUGAAAAGAAAAGCCAUCACCAUCAUUUUCGUUAACAUGUUGUGUUUUGUGGUCAAUUAUCUACCACCACUGACGAUUUACUAUGUGAUGAUGCUAGUUACUGUUCCAACUAUAGUUUAUGAUGUGGCUACAAGUCUGGGCAUAGUCUGUGGGCUCGUCCAACCCUUCCUCUACCUGCACAGGGUUGGAAAGCUACCGUGUCUCGAGAGAGAGCACUGACCUGAAAGUUACAAAUUAAAGCAUGUUUGUAGGUCUUGAGUUCUGCUACACAUGUAAAAAAAAAAACUAAUAUAAAGCCUUUUGUGGCUCCAGAAGAAGCUACAUGUGACCUGAUAAUUCUCCUCCAGUGAUGCCAUGUGAGGUUGAAUCGCAAUGCAGGUAAUGUAGGUAAUGUAGCUUUUAAAAAGGUAUUCAGCUGGUCUAGCAUUGUACUUCUCUGGACACUUGGACACUGUUAGACUCGUUAUGGACAGGUUAAAAACUGAUGGUCAAACCUGAUGAAAACAGAACCAGAAAUAUCGCUUUAAUUCUAUUGAUUAUCCUUCCUGUUCAAAAACUGGUGCCUACAUUACCCACAAUUAACUUACCCACUAUCUGAGAUCACUGGAAGCAAUUUAUCAGACUACACGCAGCUUCUUCUGGAGCUAUGAAGACUUUAUACACAGACUUUAUAACUCUGUCUCUCAGAGAAACACACUUAAAUAUGAAAAAUUGCUUUCUCGUUUAAAUGUGCAUAAAUUACUUUUAACUUGUGGUCUAUGUACAGUGUAACCAUAAUUCCUCUAACUGCAAACUACUACUACAAAAAAACUACUGUUAGACUUAAACCCUGACAUGUAUAACCCUGUAUUUGUUGAUGGGCUUGAUGAUUGAUAAUGAGCCGUGCGGUGUGCGGUACACACAGAGGCAAGUGAGGAAAAUACAACCACCAACACAGGUGUCCCUGGGGAUAAUUUACCUUUGUAAUGGGUAGUAAAAUGAUUUCCAUCUGUCACUGUAUGGUCAUAGAAUGCCGAUUGGGAAAACCUGUGUUUUGUAAUAUGUGUGUGUAACAGAAUAUUAAUUUGAAGUAGUUUAUUCAAAGCAGAAUAAUUUCUUAGCCUUGAUUUCAUGCUAUAGUUUGAUGUUUUGAGACAAUGCGUUUUUACAAAUUUAAUUUUAUCCAUAUACUAUCCAGACAAUGAUAUGAUGAUAUCCUGUCCUUAGUUGCCAAUUAUGAUACCCUCCCCCUGGGCCGUGUCAGAGCUG
Messenger RNA from Acanthopagrus latus (yellowfin seabream), 1787 nucleotides. RefSeq names its product P2Y purinoceptor 4-like. Gene Ontology annotation, biological process: phospholipase C-activating G protein-coupled receptor signaling pathway; positive regulation of Rho protein signal transduction. Gene Ontology annotation, molecular function: G protein-coupled receptor activity. Lineage: Eukaryota; Metazoa; Chordata; Actinopteri; Spariformes; Sparidae. Gene Ontology annotation, cellular component: membrane. Bases 3 to 758 code for a protein of 251 amino acids. The record is from RefSeq and is a predicted model, not a curated record. The transcript has 2 exons.